Molecule: messenger RNA, 693 nt
Organism: Solenopsis invicta (red fire ant)
Lineage: Eukaryota; Metazoa; Arthropoda; Insecta; Hymenoptera; Formicidae
Product: ejaculatory bulb-specific protein 3
Exons: 2
Coding region: 45-389 (114 amino acids)
Source: RefSeq, a predicted model, not a curated record
GCAAUGUCGAUUCAUUAACAAUCUAGUAUCCAAGUACUACAAUUAUGGCUCGAUUAAAUCGUAUCGCGUUGCUCGUUGUUGUAACAAGCGUACUGAUGUGCAUUCUUGCAGAAGAGUUAGAGCUUUACCCUAGUGAACUUGAUGACAUCGAUGUUGUAAAAAUUCUCGAAAAUGACGCAGAGCGAAAAGGAGAACUCAAUUGCUAUUUGAAAAGAGAACCGUGCGCAGAAGAAUUUAAUAAAUACACAGAAAUAUUCAGAGAAGCUGUAAGAACUAAUUGCAAAAGAUGUACUGAAAAACAAAAAGAACAUUUGGAGACAAUUACUAAUUGGUACAAAAAGAAUCAACCCGAUAAUUGGGAAUUAAUACUUGAAAAUGUCAACUUAUGAAGAAAAAUAAUAAAUCUUCCGAAGCAUGCUCCAGAUUUUUCCAACUGAUUUUUUAAUGUAAUAACCCAUAAUAUGAUUUAUAAUUCGGUAAAUAAUAUUUAUAAAUGGUAGUAUAUAGGGAGAGGGAAAUAACAAAUGCACCUAAUGAUUUUAAAGAAAUAUUUUGUACAAAUUAAUAUAACUGAUAUGCAAUUUGUAUUACCCUAACAGAAAAAGAUAUUUAAAAAGGAAAAAUAUAUUGUACUGUAAUAAAUUGUAACUUGAAAAAAUAAUUUUUUCUUAAAUAAAUGUACUAUGAAGAAUA